CAAAUAUGGAGGGUGCCAUUAAAACAGUUGUCAUGCAGUUCCUGUCUUCUGCGGGAAAAGAGAACCUGGGUGGAAAGAACUUCCAAAAGUUAGUCCAAAGUCAGCUGGGAAACAUCCUGAGCGACACUGACAGUUCUUCAGCAGUGAAGGACAUGAUGAAAGGCCUGGAUGACAACCAGGAUGGGAAGGUCAGUUUCCAGGAGUACCUGACGCUGGUGGGCUACCUGGCCAACUCACUGAGUGAGCAGAAAGCACAGAGCAGCGCGGCCGGUGGACCAUAAGAAGCCCAAAAUGCAUUGAUGACACCGUCAAUCAUUUGGAAUGCUGGAGUCUUGAACCAGUAAUGAGCGACUGAGGCUAGUUGUCACAAUUCUUUCUACUUAUUAAAAAGUGGCUUGCUUUUAUUAAUGUCAAACCGUUAUUUUGGCCAAAACACGCUGUAUUAACAAAUAGGGUAAAAUGAUCCUAGAUUUGCAUACAUAACAAAACACAACUCCUUAGCGCUUGCGACUUUCUUUUGCGACAGCUAGCCUUGGGUCUCCAGUGGAAUAUAAAAUAUGCAGUGAUCUCAAAAAACCAUUCAAGUCUCUAAUAUAACAAAUUAUAAAUCUGUUUACAUUUAUGAAUUUAUAAAACAAUGUCUGACCUGUGGCCAUGUGCAAGUGCUAAAUCAAGUCAUUUUUGUUGCAUGAGCGUUUGCUUUUCAUUUCUCAGCUCCUGUGUUUUCAUAUAUGAUUUGAUCGUUUUACAGGGAACAAAAUAUGCUUGAUUAGUGUUUAAAACAAGGCAUGACUGAUGAAUGAAAGCCAUCAAAUAUACUAAAAACAGAGUCAAUGUCACAUCAGAUUUGUGCAUUUUAAAAAAACAAAGUGAAAUGAUCACAACUGGAAAAUGUUUUUGUAUGACCUUUCAAUUAAAAUAUGGAAAUAAUGACCAAAA
Puntigrus tetrazona (Sumatra barb) is the source of this 939-nucleotide messenger RNA. RefSeq lists its product as uncharacterized. The record is from RefSeq and is a predicted model, not a curated record. Lineage: Eukaryota; Metazoa; Chordata; Actinopteri; Cypriniformes; Cyprinidae. Gene Ontology annotation, cellular component: perinuclear region of cytoplasm. Gene Ontology annotation, molecular function: calcium ion binding.